Molecule: messenger RNA, 1534 nt
Organism: Aricia agestis (brown argus)
Lineage: Eukaryota; Metazoa; Arthropoda; Insecta; Lepidoptera; Lycaenidae
Product: proton-coupled amino acid transporter-like protein pathetic
Exons: 10
Coding region: 82-1503 (473 amino acids)
Biological process (GO): amino acid transmembrane transport
Cellular component (GO): vacuolar membrane
Molecular function (GO): amino acid transmembrane transporter activity
Source: RefSeq, a predicted model, not a curated record
CACGCCUCUCGCAUCGCUGACAAACGCGAAAAAUGCGCGCGAAUUGAAUACCUGCACGAGAAAAUUCAGAUUAUUUGCACGAUGGCGGACUCCGGAAAAAAAAGCAAACCAGAGAACUUCAAUUCGACGGCGGACCUUACAAGCAACGCCGGCUUUAAGUCUACUCUGAGUAUUUCGUCGAAGGAUCUCGAAAGCGAAAAGGCGUACAACCCCUUUGAGCAUCGGCAGCUGGCGCACCCUAAUUCUACCUUGGGAUCGAUAAUUCACCUGCUGAAGGCAUGCCUGGGAUCCGGAGUACUAGCGAUGCCAGCGGCGUUCAAGAACGCUGGCUUGGCCGGUGGUAUCGUGGGAACCUUCCUAGCUGGCGUGGUGUGUACCCACACUGUAUAUGUUCUGGUGAAAAUAUCUCAAAGUGUAUGUGUGGUUGCGAAGAAGCCGUCAAUGAGCUUUGCCGAAACCUGCGGGGCGGUGUUCUCGCACGGACCGACGAGACUGAGGCCUUGGGGUAACUUCGUCAAACUGUUGAUAGAUUACUCUCUAGCUAUGACCUACCUCAGUGUCCUGUGUGUCUACGUGGUCUUCAUCGGUUCAUCUUUCAAAGAGGUCCUAGAUUAUUAUAUGCCAGAGUACAACAUUUCGGUGCAAGUCUACUGCGCACUGACUCUGGUGCCUCUAGUCAUCAUCUGUCAAAUUCGAAACCUCAAGUACCUGGUUCCAUUCUCGGCUAUUGCCAACGUCAUGAUAGUGGUAGUCUUCAUCGUUACCAUGUACUACAUGUUCACCGACAUACCUUCUAUCAAGGACAGAGAAUUGGUCGCCAGUGCAUCAACGUGGCCUCUGUUUUUGAGCACUGUGAUUUUCGCGAUGGAGGGCAUCGGAGUGGUGCUGCCAGUAGAGAAUGAGAUGUCAGAUCCGCAGAAAUUCCUCGGCUGCGCGGGAGUGUUGAACACGGCCAUGAUUAUAGUGAUCACCCUGUAUGGUGUAUUCGGUUUCUUCGGCUACCUAAAGUAUGGUGAUGCGGUUAAGGGAAGCGUCACGCUAAACCUGCCUCAAGAUUCUUUCAUUGGACAAGGAACAAAGCUUCUGAUGGCUAUCGUAAUAUACUUCUCCUACACUCUCCAAUUCUACGUGCCAAUGGAGGUCAUACAAAGGUUCCUGUUGAAGAGGAAGUCGACCAACUACAAGAACGUCAUCCAAGUCGGCAUCAGAACGUUCAUUGUCACUGGCACUGUGUGCAUAGCGGCCGCUUUCCCAAAUCUGGAGAUGGUGAUUAGUCUCGUGGGCGCCGUCUUUUUUUCCACACUUGGUCUUUUCACCCCCGCCGUCAUCGAAAUCGUCUACAGAUGGGACAGGGGUCUCGGCAGAUUCAACCACGUGCUCAUCAAGAACAUCAUCAUCAUUAUCGUGUCUAUCAUCGCUCUGUUCUCCGGUUCCUACGUUUCGAUAAUAGGCAUGCUAGGGUCAAGAGAAACGGAAAGACAUCUUAACAGUACUUUGACGUAGAAAUUAAAUUGUACAGUUAAUUUCCCCUUUA